AUGCUCGAAUUUCGUCUCGCGCAAGACAGGCCAAGCGGAACAAGGGAGGAAGGAAACCGGAACAAGGAGUCAACGGGACAAGGGGAAGGAACCGGACAACGGGGAAAGGAAACCGGACAACGGGGAGACUGGAAGAAAGGGGACAAUCGAACGAGGGUAAAUGAACGGGACAAGGCCGGUCGAAUAGGACAAUGGGGAACUUCCAAGUACACCCGAAGGAAACUUCUAUGGGAUGAGUUGAAGCUAUUCUCCGGAGACAUGAUGUUUAAUAUACUGGAUGAUGGGGAAAAGGAUAAAGAAAUGUGUUCCUCGUUGGACUCUAAAGAGGAAAAAGAGUUAUGUGAAUUACUAUUAAGAAUAUUCUUCUGGAUGGAUGGAUUAAAGCAAAUACCUAGCAAGGAAAAAGUAGGAAGAUUCCCAUGGGUACAAAGAGAAAAGGUGGAAGAGAAGGACACAACAGAACAGGAAGCACUCAAAUCUUACUAUAGAUGUUUACUUGGAAAAGUUACUAUAUUAAACAUGUUAGGUAAGCAUUGUAAAUUAAAGGAAGUAACACCAUUAGUUACGAAGGGUAGGGAUGAAAUGAGGACAACUAUGAACCUUAACGGUGGGAAUAAAUUCUGUAAGGACGUGGAUUUCGGAAGUUUAUAUUUGGGAAAAAAGUUCAUGUGGGAGGAAAUUAAGAAGGGGAUAGAUGAUUUUAAGAGGGAAGACGACAAUGGUGUUGGGUUAUCGAAAGUAGAAAAAGGACAGAGCAAAUUGCACACAAUAAGGAACGAAGGACAAAACAGGAGAAUUUGCCCACAGGACGGGAACCUUGACAAGGAAAUCUUAGAAAAAUUAGAAAUAAAAGUCACCAAGGACGAUAAAGACCUACUGUCUCUAGAGGACGACAAUGACCCUCUCGGGAAGGAACCUUCAGGAGGGAGCAAGGAGUUGGAGGACCUAUUGGUUAAAGCUAAGGAAGCAAAGGAUGCUGGAGGGGGGGACAAAAAUGACACCAACCUUGUGCUGGAGAUAAUGAAAUCAUUGGAGCAAAAAUUCCAACAACGUAUCGCAGAUGUUCAAAGGAAGAAUGCACAACCAACAAGUAAAGAAGGUAAGAAACAUUAUUAA
This is a messenger RNA of Plasmodium coatneyi, 1116 nucleotides long. RefSeq names its product SICA-like antigen. The record is from RefSeq and is a predicted model, not a curated record. Bases 1 to 1116 code for a protein of 371 amino acids. The transcript is spliced from 2 exons. NCBI's taxonomy places the organism in Eukaryota, Apicomplexa, Aconoidasida, Haemosporida, Plasmodiidae.